Molecule: messenger RNA, 3790 nt
Organism: Volvox carteri f. nagariensis
Lineage: Eukaryota; Viridiplantae; Chlorophyta; Chlorophyceae; Chlamydomonadales; Volvocaceae
Exons: 3
Source: RefSeq, a predicted model, not a curated record
AUGGCAGCUGAUGCCGAUCUGGGCGUUCCGAAUGAACUGGAGGUGGUCCUUCCGCAACCAGCUCCUGUUCCGACGGACGGCAGCGACUUUGAUAACCGGCCCAAUGUGGUGCAUGACCUGCUCACCGGGCGUGCACGUCUCGCAUUCGCUGCUGGCGGCCGUGGCGCUCAGGUCCUGGAUGACCGCCACCCAGCCAUCCUUAACGUCUGCUUCCCGGUCUCGUUUCCAUAUGGUUUGUCCGGACAGCGGCCACCGGGUAUGUCGUUCGCCUCAUAUUGCAGCCACCUUGUACGGCGGGUGCCACGGUCACAGUUCAGCAGCAACUUAAUGCUGCUUGCCCGAAUGUAUGAUAUCAGCGUGCGGCAACAAAGCAUGGCGCAGGUAGGAGUGGCCCUGCGCAUGCGACCACGACUGGGUGGACCAGCGGCACGGGUACCGAGGGAUGUGGUACGCACCAUGGCGGACAUCUUGGCGCUGCCAUACCGUCACGCCCAGCGACGGCAGCUGCUGUCGCAGCAGUCGCCCGUGGUGCGUGCCCUCCUGGAUGGCGCACGUGCCAGCCUCCUGCGAAUCGACCUUACAGAUACCUACUAUAAUGGUGCAAAGGCCAUGAUGCGUGCGGCUGCCCUUACCAUCGGCUGGCCACCAUUGUUCUUCAAUCUCAACCCGGCGGACAUGCAUGCUGGCUGCGCUGUUGUAGCCUCUGGUCAGCUUAUAGAGUUCGACGACGCCGGUCGUCCGACCCAGAUCAGCAGCACGGUGGACAAGUGGCGCCGCGUCAAAGAAGACCCGCACAGCUGCGCGGCACUGCUCAUCGCCACAAAAGAGGUGUUGGUGGAGCAGUUGUUUGGCUUUGCACCUGGAGCAAUGCGGCAGACUGACCCUAACUGCUUCUGUGGGGUCGUAUUUGAGGUAGUCGUCAAGGUUGAACAGAGCGGGCGAUUGGCGCUACACUUGCAUGGAGUCGCACACCUCGAGUGCUUCGCACUGGACAACCUUCAGGCGUUAUUCUGUGGACCCAACUGCCGAGCUCUGGCGCUUGCAUACGCGCUGUGCGAAAUGUGGUACCCCUCCCCAUACUAUGCUCCGACACCGGACAGUGGGACACAGCCUCUGGUCAUGGGUAUGUCUGAUGCGGAAGCGCAGCAGCACGGUCUACCCGUGCCAGCAGUGCAGGCGGACUGCCCACCUGCAGCAUACAACUUCGAACGACUGGCGGGGUGUGCAAACGGCGGACUGCCGCCUCCAUCGCGACAUACCGCCUGCCGUGCCCAUCACGCUGCCGUCAUACGCAGUACCCUCACCCACAGCCACAGUUCGACAUGCAAGCGGCAUGGCUGCCGCGGUACCGAUGACAGCUGCGGCAUGGCCUUUCCCCGACUCAUCCGCACAGCCUUUCAAUGGAUCGGUACCACCGGCCUAUUCUUGCUGCCCUGCCUGGCACCCAACCUCGUGCCACACAUGCCUGCCAUUGCCCUCGCCUUCGGCUGCAAUCAUUUGAUGUCCCUGGCCUGCGAAGUCGACCGGGAGUACACAGCUGACAUCGCUGCCCAACUAGCGCGUCCUCCCAACGAACACGGUGACUGCUCCCUCCUACAGCCCGCCAUCGACCGCGCCCGUGACGCCGCGUACUACAGCUCUAAGUACACUGCAAAGACGAUUGAACGCAGCCAGGCGCACCUCACAUGUGCCGCCGUGGGCCGUGUACAGGACUUCAUGAUGGCAGGUCACCGACCCAGCGCCACCGGUGAUGGACCCAGCACGUUCGGCAACCUGUGUACCGUGGUGCACCGCAUGACGGCCACUAUCACGGCUGGCAUGGCACUGGUCGCCUUCAAACUGUCAGGCCACGAUACGUUCCAAGCAACCUACAAACGCAACUACCUACCGAUAGGUGCCUUCACUGCACUGGCGUCCGAAUCCGCCGUAGAACCAGAAGACGCGGAAACCGGUGUGGAGCUUGUAGAGGCGGACGAGCAUGGCGACUACACCCUCACCAGCGUCGUACAGAACUACACGCAGCGUGGAGUGGAGCUGAGCGGCUUGGACUGCAGCGCCUACAGCAUCGCAUCCAACUUCGAGGUGAAACGUAUAACGCCCGCGCAGCACCCCCAUGCUGCCAUCCUCAGUGCCCAAGUCCUCCCUGUACCUGGCCGCUGCAAGCGCAAAGCCCCUGGCGCCGCUAUGACCCCUACUACUGACGCACCUCCCGCCCCAUCUGGCACCCAGCCCACCGCCGUUAUGGCGUCCCCUGUGCCAGCUGGCCCAUCUGCAGAACAGCUGCCCACGAGCCCGAUGUCGACCAUACCUCCCAAGAAUGUGGCCUUCCAACCAACGCACCCGCUGUAUCUGACACACGUUCUUCAUCGCCUGGCGCAGCCGAGGUACGUUCUGCUGGGCGGUGCACUGCCCCGCCGCCCGCAAGCAGGCAGCACCACCGCAGCCGCCGUCGCCUACUACGCAUUUGUCUUAGGCAUCUUCAAGGCUCACCGCGGCCAACUGGUGGCUGCCGGUCAGACGGUGAAAGAGGCGUACGAUGCAUGGUGGAUGGACCUGGGAUCCACCGAGGCAGGCCGAUCGUACAGAGCCUGUGUGAGUGUCCUGCUAGACAACAUCGAAGCAGAGCACCUCGCCAGCGCCCGGCGCCAGGCCGACUACAACUUGCGACGCCGCCAGCGCCGCGCUGCUGCUGCAACUGCCGGUCUGGCCCCGGACAACAGUUCCAGUGACCCGGAUGAUGAUGACCCGGAAGCUGCACGAGGCCGCCUCGAACCCGACCCCGCCACACAGCCGCCGCAAGAUGAUCAGGUCGAACGGUACGACUUUGUACCAGGCCAAGGCGACCCGACACUAGGAAUCAACCUGUCCGAUGUCGCCCUGACGGACCUGUAUGACCGCACCACAGUGGAGGGCCUGUAUGCAUACGGUGCAGCUCGCCGUUGCCGUGUACUUCCUCUUCCCAAUGCGCUCGGUGCCAACACCAACCCCUUCAUCCGCCGUGUACGCACCACUGACAUCCUGCUGCUGAGCGAGGCUUCCAAGCGCCUGAAGCGCUACCUAGUCAUCUCCGAAGGCACCGCCACCAUGCUGACCACGACGGACCGCACCCCCCAUCUUCGUUUGGAUCGCCGCCCCGGCUACCCACUUGUAGCGGUCGUCAUGACCGACACCCAGCAAACCAACCAUAUCACAGCGGGAAUGCCAACUUACCUACGUCUACCACAGCCACCGAGCAUCGAUGACACCAUCGAGCUCUUUACCCUGGCACCGGAUCAGGCUGUACCAUUCAUGCUCAUGGCACGUUAUUUCGACCGCCGCAACGAACCUGAUCCAGGCGUCCCGCCACAGAUGCUCAUCAUGGGUCCUCCGGGCACGGGCAAGACUCACCUAUCGACCCACUCGAUGUUCGGCAUCUCAGCCAGUCAAAGCGGCUCCCGUGGCGCCAAUCUUCCCAAGCGCGGCGCCCACACCGGCCUUCAGGUCAAGCGCAACAUCAGUGAUGGGGCUGUCCUCAUCGACGAAAUUGGCAUGCAAAGCCACGAGCACCUCGGUGCCAUCAGCCACUCCUGUACAGCCAACGUGCCGCCUCCACCACACCUUGGACCCGCCCAUCCCAGCAGCCGUGUCUUGUCCGGUCGUGUUGCUGGCGGAAUCGGCGACCUGCUGCAGCAUCCUCAGCCAGGCGGGUCGCCGCCAUACCGCUACGCCGCCAACGUCGAACGAAACCCCCAGUUCAGUCCCUCGGCACCGUCAGCACAGUGCCGGCCGGCCUCGGUUGACGAACGUGGAG